CCCACAGGGACGGAGGACCCACCCGCGGCGUCCGGGCCGCACCACGCCCCCGCCUGUGGACUUCACCUCCUGCCCGGGCGCCCCACUCCCAAACGUGAGAAAAACUGGCUUCACUGCCUUCCCAUUGCUUUUAUGAGGAAUUUCACGUCCUCCCUGUUUACGCUGGCGCCGCGUUAUCUCGCUUAAUUCUGCAUUUUGUACGUAGAACAAUAGAGACUUCCGUCUGUGAAGGGUAACUCCUGGGUCACAGUGAAUUAGUGACCAGGCAGGAUUCCAGAGGCCUUUCCUUCCCACUUCCACCGUGAAUUCCAACUUAAAAUGCAAGCCAUGUGCAGAGAAUGAACCGAAAGCCAGAAAUUUAAGGAGCUUGCCCAUGUAUACCGUAGAGCUAGGUGCUGUCUCACAUUAUUUCAUUUACUCAAAGGAAAUCAGAUUUGAGGGAGAUAAUGUAAUAUUUUGUCUUGUUUCAGAGCCACCAACUAUUACAGAAGAAGAAUUUGAAGAUUCCCUGACAACAGACGAUUUUCUUGUAGACUACUUCAAUGAAUUCCUAAGCCUUCCAACCUUUUCAGAAGCAAUUAGAUUUAAUGCAGAUUAUGGAGUUUUUGAAGUAGUUAAUGAUGCUCCACAACUUCUGGAAAAACAACUAAAAAAAAUUUUACUGAACCAGCGACCUCGAAAUCCCAUUUAUGAUGUUGUAAGGAAAGGAAAGAAUGAGGUUAAACCUGUUCAGAUGAAUACCCCCCAUGAAGAUGAGACCAUUAAUGUCAACUACAAUAUUAUGUGUCUCAGUCAUGAAGAAGGUAUUAAGUGGAUCAAAAAAGAAAGACUUCCAGCAUUUCUGGAAAGUGAUUGCUACUUUGAAUACAGGUUAGCUAAAUUGGUCUCACAAGUAAGAUGGAGCAAGUCCGGCAUGAAUUUCACAGUAGGAUCAAAUUUUUCUCCCUGGAUCAUGAAAAAACCACCCAGUCUACCACCUCCUGCCACUGAAGAAGAUAAUCUUAUAAUUAAGAAAAAGUUCUACAUAUCACUUGGCGAGGCUUCCUAUACUCAAACAAAAAAUUGGUUUGCAUUAGCAAAACAAAGUCAGCAAACAGUAUCAACCUUUUCAUUACCCUGUUGUGUACCCUACAACAAACUUGAGUCACCAGCUAUUUCAUCUGUUUCUGAGAAUUUUAUCUUUGAUGAUGGAGUUCACCCUAGGACAAAAAACGACCCAUCUAAAACUACCAAAUUAAUUUCUGAAUUUGAAGAAGACGACGACGAAGAAGUGUCUGUAUCUCUACAAGACACUCCUUCUCAAGCUCUUUUGAGAAUAUACCUUGAAAAGAAACAGGAGGUUGAUGAAAGCCUGACAAUGCAUUUCUCAACAUGUAAAGAUUUUUUAAAUUCCUAUAUAUACUUUAUUUUGAGAAGAGCAAUUCAGCAAAUUGUUGGAAAGUCAGUUGGAGAAACUCAAGACUAUAUAAACUUCAACAAUAUAACAAAAGUGUCAUUUGGUGACGGUUUUGAGCCUAUUGCUGGCAAGAAUUUUUUAAGUGAAUUAGUUCAAACUACAAAGGAGAGGUCAGAAGAGAUAGAAGAAGAAGCAAGUUUAAGUUCAAAGAGUGAGAGCACUGGACCAGAGAGCAGGGCUGACUGGUGUGUUUCUCAUAGAACUUAUGACAUCGGCAACAGAAAGGAGUUUGAAAGAUUUAAGAAAUUUAUAAAAGGUACAUUGGGAGAGAGAUAUUGGUGGCUAUGGAUGGAUAUUGAGAGGUUAAAGGUUCUUAAGGACCCUGGAAGACAUCAAAGACAUCUUGAGAAGAUGAAAAAAUGCUAUCUAGUGAGCAAUGGAGAUUAUUACCUUUCUACAGAAAUCUUAUCAAAAUUUAAACUGUUAGAUGGAUCUCAGUGGAAUGAAGAGCAUUUAAGAAAUAUUCAGUCUGAAGUUUUAAAACCUUUACUUCUGUAUUGGGCACCAAGAUUCUGUGUUACUCAUUCAGCCUCAACAAAAUAUGCUAGUGCUGAACUGAAAUUCUGGCACCUCCGUCAAACAAAACCAAGGAAGGACAUUGACCCUUUUCCACAAAUGGCAACCCUCUUGCCAUUGAGACCCAAAUCUUGCAUUCCACAGAUACCUGAGAUGCAGAAAGAAGAAUUCAGCUUAUCACAACCUCCUAAAUCUCCCAAGAAAUCACCUGGAGUAAAUACAGCAACUCAAAAGCCUUGGAAGAGGGAGCUUUUGUAUCCAGGUUCUUCUAAGUAUGUGAUUGAGAAAGGGUCAAAGAACAUGUCAGAAAGCAGCAAAAUCAUUCAUUUAACAUCUUUUACGGACAUUUCUGAAUGUCUCAAGCCCCAGCUGGAUAGAAGAUACACUUAUACAGAAGAGCCUAAGGUUAAAACCAUGACAGAUGUUGGCGCCUUGGGAGGAUUUGACAUGGAAAAUUUGUUGCAAUCUUUGUAUGUGGAAAAUAGAGCUGGAUUCUUCUUUACUAAAUUCUGUGAGCAUUCAGGGAACAAGUUGUGGAAGAACAGUGUGUACUUUUGGUUUGACCUGCAGGCUUAUCAUCAGCUUUUCUACCAGGAAACACUUCAGCCUUUUAAAGUAUGCAAGCAAGCACAAUAUCUUUUUGCCACAUAUGUUGCUCCUUCUGCCACCCUUGACAUUGGACUCCAACAGGAAAAGAAAAAAGAAAUUUAUAUGAAAAUACAGCCACCAUUUGAAGACCUUUUUGACACAGCAGAGGAAUAUAUCCUUCUCCUCCUUCUUGAGCCAUGGACAAAGAUGGUAAAAUCAGACCAAACUGCUUAUAAAAAGGUGGAGCUGGUGGAAGAAACUCGACAGUUAGACUCCACAUACUUCAGAAAGCUACAGGCUUUGCAUAAAGAGACAUUUUCCAAGAAAGCUGAGGACACCAGUUGUGAAAUUGGAACUGGCAUUUUGUCACUCUCUAACGUCUCUAAACGAACAGAGUGUUGGGAUAAUGUUCCUGCAGAAUACAAGCAUUUUAAGUUUAGUGAUCUGCUUAACAACAAACUGGAGUUUGAACAUUUCCGUCAGUUUCUUGAGAAUCAUUCUUCAAGCAUGGAUCUUAUGUGCUGGACAGAUAUUGAGCAGUUCCGGGCAAUAACUUACAGAGAUCGAAAUCAAAGGGAGGCAAAAGCUAUAUACAUUAAAAACAAAUACCUUAAUAAAAAAUAUUUCUUUGGACCCAACAGUCCAGCGUCUCUGUAUCAGCAGAACCAGGUAAUGCAUUUCAGUGGUGGCUGGGGUAAGCUUCUCCAUGAGCAGCUUGAUGCACCUGUCCUAGUUGAAAUCCAGAAGCACGUCCAAAAUAGGCUAGAAAAUGUAUGGCUGCCAUUGUUUCUUGCAAGUGAACAGUUUGCAGCACGUCAAAAGAUAAAGGUACAGAUGAAAGACAUAGCAGAAGAGCUGUUACUACAGAAGCCCGAAAAGAAAAUCGGGGUCUGGAAGGCAAUGAAGAGUAAGAGUGAGCUCUGGAAUGAUAAUACAGGUAGAGCAUUCCAAGACUUGUGCCAUUCUCAUUGCGAUGAGUCUGUCAUCCAGAAGAAGAUUACAACUAUUAUCAACUGCUUUAUUAACUCCAAUAUUCCACCAGCUUUACAAAUUGACAUUCCAGUAGAGCAAGCCCAGAAGAUUAUUGAACACCAGAAGGAAUUAGGACCAUAUGUAUUUAGAGAGGCACAGAUGACAAUUUUUGGGGUUCUGUUUAAAUUCUGGCCUCAGUUCUGUGAGUUUAGGAAGAACUUAACAGAUGAAAAUAUUAUGAGUGUUUUAGAGAGAAGACAAGAAUAUAAUAAGCAGAAAAAAAAAUUGGCAGUCCUAGAAGACGAAAAAUCUGGAAAGGAUGGAAUCAAACCAUAUGCAGAUGCUUCAGUGCCUGAUAUCAAAACUGCUUUACUCAGUGAUUCCUUCCUAGGCCUCCAAGCAUAUGGCCGACAGCCAACCUGGUGCUACUCAAAGUAUAUAGAAGCCUUAGAACAGGAGAGAAUUCUUCUUAAGAUCCAAGAAGAACUAGAAAAAAAGUUAUUUGCAGGCUUGCAACCUCUCACAAAUUUUAAGCCUAGUGCUUCAACUAUGUCUUUGAAAAAGACUAUGUCUGCCCACAGCAGCCAGAAGUGACAGCAUUCAUGUCAGUGUUUACAUCCUGCUGCUGAUAGGUUCAAGGAAUUCUUUCAACCAGAGUUUGCUGACAUGAGAAGUUCCAGUGAUUUGUUUUUUGAUGAUCUGUAACAGAACAAGCCUAACAUCUAAAUAAAGUUUGAUUCUGGAUUAUCCAGGUGGGAAACAAAUAAAGAAAAUUUGAUUUGUCUUA
Messenger RNA from Cebus imitator (Panamanian white-faced capuchin), 4319 nucleotides. RefSeq names its product regulator of G protein signaling 22 (gene RGS22). The record is from RefSeq and is a predicted model, not a curated record. Gene Ontology annotation, molecular function: G-protein alpha-subunit binding. Gene Ontology annotation, biological process: regulation of signal transduction. The transcript has 27 exons. Lineage: Eukaryota; Metazoa; Chordata; Mammalia; Primates; Cebidae. Bases 374 to 4126 code for a protein of 1250 amino acids.